AGGGGUUAAGGCGGGCGUGCCGGCUGAGAGGCAGCCGAGCCAUGCCGCCGCCCUCCGGGCGUGCCCGGCCCUCCCGCGCCGCGGCGGCAGCCCCGAGCCCUCAGUAGCGCGGCCGCCAGCGGGACCCCUGCCCGGAGCCCUGCCCGCCCGCCGCCAUGCCGGGCAGCGACACGGCGCUGGCCGUGGACAGGACCUACUCGGACCCCGAGCGGCACCGGCGCCGCAAGACGCGGGUGGAAAGACAUGACAUGAAUACUCUCAGUUUGCCACUUAACAUUCGCCGCGGAGGCUCUGACACCAACCUCAACUUUGACGUACCAGAUGGGGUCCUGGAGUUUCACAAAGUCAAACUCAGUGCAGAUAGCUUGAAACAGAAAAUCCUCAAGGUUACAGAACAAAUCAAAGUUGAACAAACAGCUCGAGAUGGAAAUGUGGCUGAGUAUUUGAAACUGGUAAACAGCGCAGACAAGCAACAGGCUGGGCGCAUCAAACAGGUCUUUGAGAAAAAGAACCAGAAAUCCGCCCACUCCAUUGCUCAGCUGCAGAAGAAAUUAGAACAGUAUCACAAAAAAUUGAAGGAUAUUGAACAAAAUGGAUCUUCUAAAAGCACUAAGGACACUUCCAAAGAUAGCCUGAAGGAUAUUCAGCAUGGAAAGGCUCGUACCUCCGGGCAUGGACCAGAGAGCAGCAAGUCGGGUGUGCCGGGUGUCUCCUUGACACCACCUGUCUUUGUUUUCAGCAAGUCAAGAGAGUUUGCAAAUCUGAUCCGAAACAAAUUUGGUAGUGCAGACAACAUUGCUCAUCUCAAAAACACCCUGGAUGAAUUUCGGCCAGAAUCAAGUUCUAGAACCUAUGGGGGCAGUGCCACCAUUGUUGCCAAACCCAAAUAUGUUAGCGAUGAUGAAUGCUCGAGUGGGACCUCUGGCUCAGCAGACAGCAAUGGGAACACUUCAUUUGGUCCUGCUGUGGCAGGCUCCCUGGACAGCCAAGGAAAGCUCUCCAUGAUUUUGGAGGAGCUAAGGGAAAUCAAGGAAACGCAGUCCCAGUUAGCUGAUGAUAUCGAGAAUUUAAAAACACAAUUUAAAAGAGACUAUGGCUUUAUUUCUCAAAUGUUGCAGGAGGAAAGAUAUAGAUAUGAAAGAUUGGAAGACCAGUUAAAUGACCUCACUGAUCUUCAUCAACAUGAGACAGCAAACUUGAAACAAGAGCUAGCCAGCAUAGAGGAAAAAGUGGCGUAUCAGGCAUACGAGCGCUCACGAGAUGUUCAGGAAGCCUUGGAAUCGUGCCAGACCCGUGUUUCGAAGCUGGAGCUCCAUCAGCAAGAACAGCAGGCACAGCAAUCCGAAACAGUUAAUGCCAAAGUGCUCCUGGGGAAAUGUAUAAAUGUUAUCUUGGCCUUCAUGACUGUCAUCUUAGUGUGUGUUUCUACUAUUGCAAAGUUCAUUGCUCCUAUGAUGAAGAGCCGUUUUCAUAUCAUCUGCACUUUUUUCGCUGUGACACUGCUGGCAAUAUUUUGUAAAAACUGGGAUCAUAUCAUUUGCGCCAUAGAAAGGAUGAUUAUACCAAGAUGAAGCUGCUGGUCUGGCUGUUCUGUUUUUGUUUUCCUUUCCUCCCUGUUUUCAAGUGCUGUGUAUAUACAAGUUUUUGUCAGUUUAAAUGUGUAGACCGAAUGAAGAAGGCUACAAAGACUCUUGGACUUUAAGGGGGUGUAAAUACAUAAAUGCAUACUAGUUGGCAGUCAGUAGACUGACUGUUCAGUUGGAUUGUGUCUAAUUGGGUAUGUAUGAUGAACUGCUUGCUUAUGUCAGUUUUCUGCCUUAAUCCCACUGUUUUUCCACUUUACAAACCAACACCCACAAAAGAUGUUAGGAUGCUUUGAGAGGGAGCCAAGAAACUCUGAGUGUAAGGUGUGCUUUUUACUGGACUGGAGUGCAAAGAGUGUGAUAAGGAGGGAGAACAUCAUGCUGUGUAUCACCUAUGUUAGGCAAAUUAUCUGAGUCCAGCUAGGAUGAUAAGCUGAAUUAUACAGUCAGAUGUAUUAGUACUUUCAGAUUCUAAAUUAAUGGGUAACUGUAUAUGGGGUUUCCAGUUUUAAGGACCAGCAAAACUUGAUGCUUCUGCUAGUAACCCUUUGCAAGAAGAGUUUACUGUUCAAAAAUUAGACCACUGAUGACUAGUGACCACAGUUAGCAAUUGUUCUAUCCUGGCACUGUUCCUUAUCACACUCAAGUAAAACACAAGUGCGGCACAAAGCUUCCAGAGAUGAAGAACUGAAUUAAAUGACAAGAUCUCCAGGCCUCUUCAUAAGGGAGCAAAGGAGCAAGUAGCUGGUGGGUGUGUUGUCACGCAGACCAAAGUGCUUGCUUGCUUCAAGCACUGCAACCUGCAAAGAGAAAGGAGGUAAACAGAAAGGCAACGCUCAGGUUAACUUUGUUAGCACUGAAUUGUUGGGAUUCUCUAAGUGAAUGGGAAGCAGAUAGGUGGUGGGACUCUGGGUAUGGUGGAAUUUUUUCGUAUGUCAGAUUAAAGCAUGCAUAAGAAGUAUGAGGGAACAUGUCCUUAGGGGAGCAGGGAGUUAAACUUCUGUAAAUACACAAACACUGUGCAGACUCUCUUGACAAACAUUCCUGAAAUAAUGUAUUAGCAUACACUACCACUACUAGGAGAUGGGUGGUUUUGUUUUCCUACUAGAACUUAUUUUAAGAACUGCAGGAAAAAAUCCCUGAAGUCCUCUGCUUGGCUCUCAGUCAUGAUGUGAAACAAUCUUUAAUAAAAAGGAAAAAAAAAUCAGAGUUCUCCUCCACUCUGUAUUAAAUGGAAAAAAAAAA
Molecule: messenger RNA, 2828 nt
Organism: Oxyura jamaicensis (ruddy duck)
Lineage: Eukaryota; Metazoa; Chordata; Aves; Anseriformes; Anatidae
Gene: TMCC3
Product: transmembrane and coiled-coil domain family 3
Exons: 4
Coding region: 156-1571 (471 amino acids)
Cellular component (GO): endomembrane system
Source: RefSeq, a predicted model, not a curated record